CCUAUUCCUGUGGUCUAUCCCACUUAUCAUCAUAGAGGUCGCCAUUGGUCGGUUUACCAGGAGGGCUCCACCAAUGGCCUUCCACGAUCUUCUGGGGGUGAAGUCGACGUGGCUUGGGGGCUGGAUGGCGAGUCUUAACUUUCUUAUAACUUGUUACUUCGGUGUGAUUGUCGGAUGGGCGGUGUUUUACACCAUUGAGUGUAUCUUCUACCCACUUCCAACAACUCAUGAAUUAAGCAUCGUGGCUUGGCGAAAGUUUGAAGAGGAGAGCUUAUGGCCUGUUCUUCUACACUUCGUCAUCACCGCGGCCUGUGCUGCAGCUAACUGGCGCGGAGUGGGGAGUAUCGAGCUGGCCAUGACCGCCAUGACACCUCUGCACCUCCUCCUGCUGCUCACAGCCUUCAUCUGGGCUCUCACUCUCAACAACGCCGGAGUCGGACUAGGCUUUUUCUUUACACCGGACUGGGGCUUAUUAGGGAGCCCUACGCUCUGGAUCGAAGCCUUGUCGCAGGUUGCUUGGGACACAGGAGCAGCAUUUGGCAUUUUCCUUGUCUUGGGAGCAAGCAUGACCCGUAAGACUGGACCUGUGAAGAACGUGGUGUGGACAACUGCUAUCAACGGUCUCAUCAGUCUUAUAGUGGGCGUCACGGUGUUCUGUACAGUUUUUGCAACCUACACAAAGGUCAACCCGGACGGUACGGAAGCAGAUGUUGUAAACCUACUGAGGACCAACGGACCAGCCAACACCGGACUUACAUUCAUUUGGCUGCCCAUCCUGUUCUCCACCAUGACAGGAGGUCGCGUGAUGGCGUCCCUGUUCUUCUUAGCCGUUGUCAUAGCAACCUUCAGCAACUACAUCACUCUCAUGAACACCUCUGUACAGGCCAUGGUCGACUGGGGAGUGAAAAGAAGCGUUGCAGUAGUGGUCAUUGCCACAUUGACUUUUCUCUUGGGCGUUCCAAGUGCUGUUAACAUACACGUGCUAGUAAACCAGGACUUUGUAUGGAGCGCUGGACUGAUCUUCUCCGGACUCUCCAUGAUUCUCCUACUCUGGAAAUAUGGCGCUAAAGACUUUCGUUUAACUAUGCUCCAUGAGGGAGAAGAUGGGUGUGACUGGAAAUUACCGGGGGCUUUUGACUAUCUGACAAAGUACGUCCUACUGCUGAAUGGCCUGGCGCUGCUGGUGUGGUGGGUGGUCCACACCAUCCAGUCCGCUGACUCACCGUGGUAUCAGCUGGGAAACCAGUCACUGAUGACCGCCAUUCUGGAGUGGUUUGUAAUCGGGAUGGUUCUACUGGUACUGAACCUCCUGUUUGUCCGGUACCGAGCACGCAUGUCCGGCUGUUGGUCUUCACUCAUCGCUAAACAGGAGGACAUCCCCGCCUGCCCAUGCGGUUACAGACAUGACAAAGGAGACAGUGACAACCUCAUCGCCGUAACAGACCAGGCUGGGGAGAGACCAGUUCCAGACUACAGCACCAUAAACCACUAAAAGGAAGCUACUCGCUGUAUGCGUCUGUAUAUAUGAAUCAUCCAAGAUAUUUGAUAAUAAAUGGUUGAUGACCCGCCCCGAGAUGUGCAUUAUGUUAUAACACAUUGCCAUUCGCUAUAACCACCGAAUAAUGGUGUGUUUUUUUUGCGUUGUUACAAAUGUCCAUGCGUUACGACACCCUAUUCACCACAGAAUAGGCUUGUCAUUAACGAUCUCAUCAUAAUAAAUUUGUCUUGAAGAGUAUUAGCGGGAUCAGAAGGGAAAAAAGUAACGCGUCAGGCACAGGAUUGCAUCUUAUUUUUAUUCGUGCUCUGUUUCUUCUGUUGAUUAAUUUGAUUUUAAUAUGUUAACGUUUAUUUUAAAGUAUCUGUAAUGAGUAUCUAUGACCGUCAUAGCGUGCCGUGUACAUGGCUUCGAUAUCGUGAGUCUUUGCAUGGGGUUUUAGUUUUUGUGCAGUUCUACACGGUUAAGGGUGACACAGGGUUAGAAUAUAUAUGAAAAUUUUAUAUCUUUAGAAUUAGAUUUUUUUUAUUUAUUUUGGGUUACUAAUUAGUCAAUAUUAGUCAAUUUGUAAUUUUUAUAAAUUCGGAUCACAAUCUUUCACAAACAGGUAGUUGACUGUACCGCCAUUUCUCAAUUUUAAGAAACCGGUCACUAAUUCUAAACUUGAUGAUUGCCGAGUAUAGAUCUACUUCUAAGUAUUUUCUCCAUCGCAUGUGCUGUAUAAAAACACCAGCUUACCAGAAUCAAUGCUCAAAAUAUGACAAGAGGUUUGGAUAUGCAUAUCAACGA
This is a messenger RNA of Branchiostoma floridae (Florida lancelet), 2284 nucleotides long. Its product is annotated as sodium-dependent serotonin transporter-like. The record is from RefSeq and is a predicted model, not a curated record. Gene Ontology annotation, cellular component: membrane. NCBI's taxonomy places the organism in Eukaryota, Metazoa, Chordata, Leptocardii, Amphioxiformes, Branchiostomatidae. Bases 74 to 1492 code for a protein of 472 amino acids. The transcript has 11 exons.